AUGUCUACCCCCACCGACGGAAAUGUCACUGUCAGCCACCUUCAACCGAUCAUUCUCCACGCUCACCCUACAUCGCCCAACCCGCACAAGAUUGCCAUCGCGCUCGAAUACCUUCGGGUUCCGUACACUGUGCGACUAUGGCAGUUCGGCGACGAUGCCCGGCGGGGCGUGAAGGGAGAAGACUUCCUUCGCAUCACGCCGAAUGGUCGAGUGCCAGCGAUUGAAGACUCGAACACCGGCGUCGUCGCGUGGGAAAGCGGCGCCAUCAUGAACUACCUCAAGCGCCAGUACGACACGACCAACGUGCUCGGGCCUAAGUCCAAAGGCAAGGAAUUCUCCGAACAGGACCGAGUCGACUUGGAGACCUGGGAGUACUUGCUCUUGACUACGCUCGCGCCCAUGACUGGCCAAGCUGUGUGGUUCCGGCACUAUCAUGUCCCCAGGAACGAGGAUGCUCUCGACCGGUACACGAAGCAGGUAUACCACUACCUAGGCGUGCUAGAGGGCCAACUUGGAAGAAGCGGAGGCCGAGGCACAGGCGAAGGCAGAGGCGAAGGCACGGGAGGAGUUACGGGCGGAGGCACCGACACAGGCAAGGGCACAGGUAUGAGUAUGAGUAUCCUUCCCGGUGGCAUUUCUUCUGUCGACUGCCACUUUUUCCCGUGGGUACGACCGUUCGAAUACGUCGGGAUCUCGCUGGACGGAUUCCCCCUGGUGUCGAAAUGGUGCGGUUUCAUGGCAGAGCAGCAGGAGGUCAAGGACGCUUAUCAGAAGAUGCUGGAUGCCACAGCUCUACAGGAUCCUGCGGCUACGAGCCGUGGACUCCAGCCUGACGAGGAGUUGUUGCGUGAAGUGCAGUCGAGGACUCCAUGGCGAGGAGCUGUUGCGUGA
Molecule: messenger RNA, 891 nt
Organism: Capronia epimyces CBS 606.96
Lineage: Eukaryota; Fungi; Ascomycota; Eurotiomycetes; Chaetothyriales; Herpotrichiellaceae
Exons: 2
Coding region: 1-891 (296 amino acids)
Source: RefSeq, a predicted model, not a curated record